Messenger RNA from Pygocentrus nattereri (red-bellied piranha), 1964 nucleotides. RefSeq lists its product as uncharacterized. Lineage: Eukaryota; Metazoa; Chordata; Actinopteri; Characiformes; Serrasalmidae. Bases 25 to 954 code for a protein of 309 amino acids. The transcript has 2 exons. The record is from RefSeq and is a predicted model, not a curated record.
AAGCAUCACUCUGCAGUUCUACAAAUGGAUGACAGAGGGCGCCUCCCUCCAGGUGGGGGUGGUGAGCCCAAACUCCCAACCUCGGCUAUCCAACUGAAACCUGACCACGAGGUCAGGCAGGUACGGAGGGAACCAGGUGACCCGGUGACGUCCACGCAUGUCCGUAAGGAAGAUAUCUCGGAUGUGCCGCGCAAGGUGCCUCGCUUCAAAUAUGUGGACUUCCCCUCGCUGCACCAGUGCAUCAAGCAACUAUCUGUGCCACCCCUGGAGGGCUGGCUGGCCUCAUGCCCUCUGGGAAGAGUACCAUCCUGCCAGCCCAGCAGCCCCAAGGAAAAGGUGCCCAAGUUUAAGUAUGUUGACUACCCUUCACUCUACCAUUGCAUUCAGCAGCUGUCCGUACCUCCAUUGGAGAUCUGGAGCUCGGGCUUGACAAGGCCUGGCUCUGGAGAGUCGGAGAGGGGCAUGGCAGGGCAGAACACCUCUCAGAUGCCUGGACACAGCAGUGAGAACCAUCAAGAGGAGAGGGGGACUGGAACAAAGCAGCAGGUGUCCAAGGGUCCCGGUUCCAGAGUAGCAUACCCAGAACUAGCAGCCUUGCAGCACCCAAGACACAUUUUGCCAGACCUAUCUUCAGAGUCAGGAAAGAACCAUCAUACAGAUCCAGAUGACCUGUCCCAGAAACCCUCUGGUUCCAGAUUAGAAGUGGACAGAGUGGCAACAAGGAACGAGAGGGAUGUCAGGCCAUCGGUUAUUAGUAUGGUGCGCACACAACGCCAGAAACGUCACCUAGAACCAGAGGGAUGGUCAAAGCGGGAAAAAUGUCCGGAUUCUGUAGAACACAUAGAGCAGAAAACAGUUCCAGAGUCAGUGUGUCCUUUCUGCCAGCAGAUGUUCACAGAUCCUGAGGAGCUCUGGACUCACCAGCGCAGCCACAAAGACAAGAGACCACACUGAUGACUCAGAAACUCAUCGAAGAUAUCAUUGGUCACCUGUUCAGUGACAGUCUGGCCUUGACCUAUCAGCUUAUUCCACAUCUACAGGAAGCUCCUGACUGGCAAGGACUUCUCUGCUAAGAAUGGUCAUUCUGUCUGUUACAGUGUUAGCAUUGGGGAGACCAAAAGACUGAAGACAUAUUAAACAUAUAACAACCUUUAGAACCUUGGGCAAGUACAAACAGCGGUUAACUGAACGUGAGAUGUUAACAGGCCCAAUGACUGGUUGUGAAAAAAUGGACAGACACGCAUACAUACAUGUCCCAGGCAAAGGUAAUAUUUGCUGUCCUUUAUGACCAGUUGAUGCAACACUGUUGGCCUAUGGGCUUAAGUAGUGUAAAUUAACUCUGGGGUGGGAGGAUAUCUGGUGAAACUAGCUUUAAGAUCUGACAAAGAUGCCAGGGUUUCCCAUUUAUGGGCUUUGCAGUGAAAGAUACCUUAUUACCUAGCCAACAUUCAUGAAACUCAGAGUCUGAUGCCUCAACAGUGCCGCAGGCACAAGAAUCGUCAUAAAAUAGUAGAGGUCCUCAGCCCAUCCUAUGGGACCCCACAAGGCCAGCAGCACCUGCUUACCUGGUCCAGAUGUCUUGGGAAUUCCAGAACUGGAUUUGGGAACCUAGUGUAAACAAGACUUUCUCUCUGUGAGUUAAGAUGAUCCUACAUUUGGGAAGCCAGGCCCAGAACAGGACACAGAGGCAUUUGUGCUGGGGACACUGGGGGUUAUAAGUAUAGUAUCUCGGGGUGAUUAUCUAGCUUCGGGUGCCUAUCAAAAAGUGGCUAUUGCAUAUGCUGCAACAAACAUAGGCUUGUCGUUUGUUACCUGAUCUUUUUAAUCUUUGUAUUUCUGAUGUCUUUUUUUAAAGUGAUUAAUGUAUGGUUGCUUAGAAUUGAUAGAUUUAACUUAAGACUUAUUAAACCGGUUUUCAAAAUGUUUUCUUGUUUGUGUGCAUUAAAGGUUUUUUUGUACAGAGA